Messenger RNA from Diachasma alloeum, 4806 nucleotides. RefSeq names its product forkhead box protein P1 (gene FoxP). The record is from RefSeq and is a predicted model, not a curated record. Bases 833 to 3358 code for a protein of 841 amino acids. The transcript has 17 exons. Gene Ontology annotation, molecular function: DNA-binding transcription factor activity, RNA polymerase II-specific; RNA polymerase II cis-regulatory region sequence-specific DNA binding. Gene Ontology annotation, biological process: regulation of transcription by RNA polymerase II. Lineage: Eukaryota; Metazoa; Arthropoda; Insecta; Hymenoptera; Braconidae. Gene Ontology annotation, cellular component: nucleus.
UUACCUUUCAACUGUUUAUUUCCAACGGGCAAGUAGAAAUACACACACAUAAAGAAGGAGAAGGAGUGUAUCGAUUUGAGACGGUCGGUCGAUGGGGCUAACAAAUAUAAAUGGAUAAACGGAAUCUAUUGUUGGACGUUUGCUACGAUUUCUCCGUAAACUAUUAUUUGGGAGUAGAGACACUUUUCACAGGUGAACUUUCUCCAAAUACCGGUCGUUACUGGUGACAAGUACUUUUGUCUUUGGAUGAACCCAUCUCCAAUUUUUCGGAAUCGAACACCAAAUUUCAGUGAUAAAAAUCACUGAUCAUCAGGGUCAUUCCAAUCAAGGUCUAGUAUCACCAAUAAUUGAAGACCCUUGGGAUUCAUUUACUAUUAACUUUCUCAUCGAUAGGAAAUUAGAACGACGAAUGGGUGAUGAAUUUUUCGGAUAAACGAGUCGCGAUGGAAAACAUUUACACGUGUUUAUGUGCGUGACUAUGUACAGGGAGGACCCUCACUAGAGCGUAACAGGCUUACCAACUCUGACAACCAAAGUAUUAUAUCGGGCCAACACCAACAAAGUAUUAUAUAUGUUGGAUUGGUUUUCUGCAGGAAUAUAAUAGAUUCCCCUCCGCCUCACCUCCUACAUUCAGUCAUCGCCAGUUCAUCGUUGAUGCAAUUCAAUAUUUCAUUUCGACACUCGAUUUCACAAUGAGCAUGUGAUUUUUAAGGGGCACAUCGGCGAAAGCCCCUUUGACACUGGAUCCUGGGGAAAGGAACACUUCCAGCCAACCACGGCGCCCUGGCAGCUGAAUCCACGCAGCCACGCACGACCUAGUGACGAUGGCAUAAUGGAUCAUGAGACGGACGGAGACGGAGCGAUCAACUUGUCAACGUCUCAGCGACCCUCCGCCUCUACAACCCCGAAUGGUGAUGGUCCAGUCUACGGCCAAGAUCAACAAGACAACGAUCAGGCAACAACACUGUACGCAGCCCUGAAACAACAGCAAUCUCGUGACUUGGCUUGGGAGCGCGAGAGAGAAAAGGAUAAGGGGCAACAAACACGGAUAAGAGAACGAGGGGGUGGAGGUGGUGGUGGUGGCUCUGAGGGAGCCGAUCAGUCAGAUAUCACAAUCGAGUAUAGAAGCAAUGGGAAGCUCAGUCCCGCUGGGCAGCAUACAGUGACAGCAGCACCCAUGACCCAGCAAAAGCAGCCGAUAAUUGCCCAACAGUCACAGCAACCCAGUUCAGGGACACCGGGCUCCCAGCCUAGUCCCCAUCAAAGUCCCCAGGCACCUCAAAGGGCAUCACCCACAAAUUCAAUUCAGGGGCCAUUACAGCCAGGUGGCCCACCUGGUGGUCCACCCAUUCAGAAUUCCACCCAGAUGAUGCUCAGCCCAGCGAGCGGAAUUCAUCAGAUGCAACAACUACUUCAGCAGCAGACUUGGAGUCCAACUCAGCUGCAAUCCAUCAUGCAGCAUACGUUGUAUUUGCAACAACAACAGCAACAGCAGCAUCAUCAGCAUCAACAUCAAUUAGCGGAAUUGGGAAGGAAACAGUUGGAGCAGAAUAUGCAGCAGCUCCAAGAGCAGCUGCAGUUGAACCUCAUUCAACAGACACAUCUCAUGCAGACUGCUGACAAGAAGAAAUCAUCUGUGCCACUUCAGCAACUAGGAAUCCAGCAGCAACAGAUUAUUCAACAGUUGCAGAUCACGCGAGGGCAGUACGGUCUGCUGCAGCAGGGGCUGAGUUUACAGGGGCACAAUCACUCGUCAGGCAAUUUACCCGGUGAGGCACUGCCAGGAUGGAAGUCCGAGUCUUCAGAAGGGGGGGAUAGUCAUCAGAAUUCAAGUAUACCAAAGUCAGCGGCUAGUUCCAAUGGUUUGAUGAAUUCAAUGGUGUUGAGUCGAAGAUCCGACGUGAAUGGCACAUCUGGUCUAGAUGAAAAACCAUUAGACGUCUCUUGCAAUGACAAAGGCAAUCCCCUAUACGGCCACGGGGUCUGCAAGUGGCCAAGUUGUGAAGUGCUCUGCGAAGACUAUCAAGCAUUCCGCAAACAUCUAAAUACAGAGCAUACGCUGGAUGACAGGUCGACGGCACAGGCGAGGGUACAGUUGCAAGUUGUUACACAGUUGGAAAUUCAAUUGCAGAAGGAGAGGGAUAUAUUAGCGGCAAUGAUGCAUCAUCUGCAUGUUGCUAAACAAAUAGCUUCGCCUGAACCACCGAAAUCAUUAGAAUCAUCGCCGGGAUCGAGUUUACCGAAGCUGGGUUUAUCCUCUGGGCUAAUGAGUCAACCCCCUCCCAACUUCAGUGUCUCCCAGGUCUCGACAGUGUCGAUGUCAGCCCUAGUAUCAGCAGUGAGAUCACCAGCAGGUGGGCAAUUGCCUCCCUCAGGUGGUCCCAUGCCCCCAAUGCCAAAUAUGACGAAUCUACCGGGCAUGCCUCCGAUGCCCAACAUGCCCGGCAGCAUCACAAGCAUACCAGGAGCUCUUCCCAGCAUGGCUGGACCCAUUCGGAGAAGAAUCAGUGAUAAAUCCGCCCUCUCCCUCGCAGGAGGUUUGUAUGAGGAGGGGACUGUAAGGCGCAGGGUAUCCAUCGAUAGAUCUGGCAUAGAUAUUAAUGAAGAAAUUCAACGGAAUAGGGAGUUCUACAAGAAUGCAGACGUGAGACCACCGUUCACGUACGCCUCGUUAAUAAGACAGUCGAUAAUUGAAUCGCCGGACAAGCAGUUGACGCUCAACGAGAUUUACAACUGGUUCCAGAAUACAUUCUGCUACUUCCGGCGGAAUGCCGCAACAUGGAAGAACGCAGUGCGACACAACCUGUCUCUCCACAAAUGUUUCAUGCGAGUCGAAAACGUGAAAGGGGCAGUAUGGACAGUGGACGAAGUGGAGUUUUACAAGAGACGCCCUCAACGCGCUUGCAGCACGACUGGGGGAGUUCCAUCGAAGAGUCCGACACUAACGCACAGUCCUACGAUGUAUGGUGAAGCACUCAACGCCAAUCUCCAGUAUUUCCAGGCUGCAUUGGGUGAGUCGAACAUGGGAUUUCUGAAUAAUUCAAUGUGCACGUCAACUGCAACAAGUCCAGAUAAGGAACAUGUUAUGCAACAUAAUGAUUUAAUCAGGUCACCACUGGAUGAACCAGGAAUGCACAUAAAACAAGAGGGUCAAAGCCCGGAAGGAGGAAAACUCUCAAGAUUAAUAAAACGUGAGCUUCUAGAAGCUCAAACGGAGCACGACCACGACGACGAGGGUGUUGAUGAUCGAGAGUACCCAGAGAGUCACGGCCAGGACUCAGGCCAAGACGAGGACAUGGCCGAGGACCUCUCGAUGGCCCCUGACAUAAUGACGCCCGAUGAUCAGAUCGAAGCGUAGUACUCCACCUACUAGGCAACAUUACCCCACCCCCUCGUGUCCCCCGAGCCCGUGAAGUCGUUCUACUAGCCCCUUAGACACCUACCCCUACGUAAGGAUUUAAGGAAUUAAAAAAAAACGAAACAAAAGUCACUCACCAUAUCCAAAUAAAGAAUGUUGCAAUAUCGAAGUUUAAAAUUUACAAGUAAAAAGCGAUCAUGAAGACUUUAAGUGAAUUAGUAGAGAUUGUACUCAAAUCGAUGAAUUAGGGAGAAAAAUUAUAAACUCGAAUAAUUGAAGAUCCAUAUCUUUAUUCAAGGAUUAAAGAUAAAAAACUCAAAUGACAACGAUUUUGUAAUUUUUUCGCUUUAUUUUACGUUUUUGAAAUGAAAAAUCCUCAGUUUGUGUAUAUUUCGUAUAAUAGGCAAAAAAUUAUCUAUAAAUAUAUUAUACGUCUAGAUUAAACUCGUGAGAAGAGUUGAAUCACUGUAAAAAUAUUUUUGCGAAAAAGAAAAAUGAUAAGAAUUAAGUAGUAAAAAUCCAAUUGUAAUUUUCGAAAAAAUAUUUUCACUGUGACAUUUGCUCGAUAUGAGACUGGAUCCUUGGAUUAGGUUUCACGAAUCGAUGAAUUAAUGAGAGCUAUUCUAUCGAAUGAAUGAGAUUUUAUGGAUCCAGCUUGUGGGAGCAACAAUGUAGAUAUUUAAUAUACGAGAUAGUAGAGAUUGUAGAGAGAGCGAGAGUGAGGUGAAAAAAACGUGGUUCAGUCGAGUUCCCGGCAGUAUGUUUAGGAAUAAAUUACCGAGACGACUGGAUAGGGCACGUCAGAUGAAAUUAGUGGGAUGGAAUUCACGGGAAAAUUUAUUUUUAUUGAAAAUAACAUCACAAUUGACUUUUUUGGUAAUUUCAAUUAAAGGAGGUGUUUAGCUGUCCAUAUUUGGGUUUUUAUAAAAAACCAGAAAGUGAACAGAACAUUUUAAUUAUGAAGUGGUUUCGAGCAAAUGGAUUUGCCGAUUAUUUUGCAAAUAUCUCCCACAGAUGUGGGCAUAAAACGAUGGAUCAAGAGACCAUUUUGUUUAGAAAAUGAAAUUUUCUACAGAAAAGAUCUUUUGAUAUUCUGUUUCGAACCUACUUCUCAAGACUUCCGCAAACAAAUCUGUAGGAAAUUGCCCCCAAGAUGAAUGAGUUUAAGAGAGAUUAUCGAGAGAGCUUAUUUUGAAGAGAAUUGCUUUAGUUUCGCAAGAGCUCAAGUGGUCCAGAACGUGGAUUCACUGAUUAUGUUGCAAAUUUUAUAUAUUUACCUAGAAAUCUUUUUCAUAGAAAAUAAAAUUCAAUGUCGAAGAUCUGCUGACAUUUUUUCUUGAAUCGAAGUAGUUCAGAACAGAAUACUUUCCAGAAGAAAAGUUAAUGAAGAAUAAAAUUUUCUACAUAACAUACAUGCAUGAAAAAAUUCGGUAGAAAAUUCUGUUGGA